AGCUGCACCCGCCCGCAGCGCCACUAGCACAGAGCAGGCUUCAGUCCGACCCUCCCUCGCAAGCAGCAGCAGGAGCCCGGCUCGGAGGAGCAGCAGGGGGAGCACGAGCAGCAGCCGCAGGGGGAGCAGGCGCCCGGCUCGGAGCAGAGAACAGGAACCGGGAGCAGCGGGAGGGUCUGGCGGCGCCGCCGAGCCUGACGCGGCCGCGGCAAGACCCAGGCACGCGGAACCGAGGAUGUGGCGGCGGUAGCGGGGCAGUAACCGCCGCCGGCCUCUGUCCCCCCGCGCAGCCCUCCUGGGCUCCGGCCGCCGCGCGGCUCCUAGGAGCAGGAGCGGCGUGUGCCCGGCCAGCAAGCCCCCGCCCUCCCAGAGGACCGGGGCGCCGGCGACACGGGCCGCUCCGGCAGCAGUAGGCUUUGGCGUCGGAUGCAUGUGUUACGCCAGCCCGGUGCUGCCGAGGCCUGGACUCCGCUGGAAGAGAGCAGAGCAGAGCAGGGCGAGGAGGGGGCGGGCGAUCUCCGGACACCAGAGGCGGCUCCAUUGUGGCUCAGUUUUUACCAGAUUCGUGCAUCUAUGAAAAUUCCUCCAAGAGUUCCGCACAAAUUAGAAGCCAGCUUGUUACCUGUGACAGGUGCUGAUCUUGCCUUUCCAGCUUCAGUCCAUGACAAUGUAAUUUGCAGUAAAACAUUUCAAAUUCUUUACAAAAAUGAGGAGGUUUCUGUGAAUGAUGUUAUGAUCUUCAAAAUUAAAAUGCUCUUAGAUGAACGGAAGAUUGAAGAAUCCCUUAAUGAAAUGAAUUUCCUGCUAUCCUUAGAUCUAUACUUCACAGACACAGAUUAUUCGCCAGAUGAUCUGAGCACACUGCAACUAAUUAGUAGCCGAACUUUAAAGUUGCACUUUAGCUUACACCAGGGCCUUCAUCACUACGUCAAUGUUAUGUUUGAUUACUUCCACCUCUCUGUCAUAUCUGUUACAGUCCAUGCUUCUUUGGUUGCUCUACACCAGCCAUUGAUAAGCUUUCCCCGCCCCAUGAAGAAUACUUGGUUAAACAGGAACACACCAGCACAGAACAGGGACACUGUGAUUCCUACUCUUGAAAGUGUGGUCUUCGGCAAUAACUAUACAAAACAAUUAUCAGCAGAUGGUUGCAGUUUUGUGAUUGCGGAGUCCUUCCUGAAUCAUGCCUACAAUCUCCACUAUACACUUUGUGCCAGUUUGCUGCUUGCAUUUAAAGGGUUACACAGCUAUUUCAUCAUGGUAGCAAAGGAGCUCCCCUCCUCUCACCGAAUAGAACUGGAGAACAUAGAUGUAGAAGCUCGCCUUACAGAACUGUGUGAAGAAGUAAAGAAAAUGGAAAAUCCUGAUGAACUGGCAGAACUUAUAAACAUGAAUCUUGCACAGCUUUGCUCUCUUCUGAUGGCUCUGUGGGGGCAAUUUCUAGAGAUCAUUACCUUGCAGGAGGAAGUCACAGCAUUACUAGCACAAGAACAUCACACAUUGAGGGUACGAAGGUUUUCCGAAGCAUUCUUUUGUCUUGAGCAUCCAAGGCAAGCUGCUCUUGCAUAUCAAGAACUACAUGCUCAGAGUCAUCUACAGAUGUGUACAGCUAUCAAAAACACCUCCUUCUGCAGUUCUCUUCCACCUCUUCCUAUUGAAUGCAGUGAACUAGAUGGAGACCUGAACUCAUUACCUAUAAUCUUUGAAGAUCGGUAUUUAGAUUCCAUUACUGAAGAUUUGGAUGUACCCUGGUUGGCAGUAGAAAAUCUUCAGAGGUCAGAGUCCAAUAAGCUGGAUAAAUUUGAGGCCGAAGAAGGUUUUGUAGCUGGUUUUUCUAGCCCGGAGUUGAAAAUCAGACCUGCAGGUGCCUCCAACAUUUGGCAUUCAGAAAGUGAAAAGCAGCUAACAAAGUCUUUGAAAGGGAAAAAUGAAGAUGUAAACAAAUCCAAAGUUAAGGUUACUAAACUAAUGAAAACAAUGAAAACUGAAAACACAAAAAAAAUAGUAAAACAGAACUCUAAGGACUCUGUGGUCUUAGUAGGCUACAAAUGUUUGAAAAACACAGCACCAGAGGACGUCUCUAAAUGCUAUGAAGGCAGGCCUUCGUCUCAUCAGAAAGGACUGGAUCCUGCAAUAGGUGGCUUUGCUUGUGACACAAGGACCUGCACGAGGCAAAUAAGUCAAAAAGAACUUAGAUGUGUGCCAUCUAGAACUGAACAAAAAUCUGCCCAAACUGACCAUGUUCAGCAAAGCCAGUGUAGUCCUGUGGUCUCUAAUUGUGCAAAUUCCACCAUUUUUGGCAGAGUUAAUAUCUCCCAGGCAGGUACUGGAGUUACACAGGUGGAUAGCAUUUUGACACCUACAAGCAUAGUUGAAGGUUGUCCUGGCUGUCAGCCAACUUCAUCAGGAAUGAGGACAGUUGAGGUCAAACCAAGUAACAAGAAUCUUUAUGAAGGGGAGAAAGUGACUGUUCGUAUUGGAUCCUGGGCAGAAUUUCUGCAAGAUGGAGAGAAUUUACAGGUGCCCAACUUUCAGACUGCAGAAUCUGGAAGUAAAGCUAACUCGGGGGAACAGGUACUGGUGCUUGAAAAGGAUGAUGUGCAAGAAACGAACUACCAACAUACUGGAGAUGCAUUGACAAGAGUAAAAAGCAAUCAUUCUGCUCUUUCUACAAAAGAGACUCAUGUUGCCAUAAGUGGAGACACGAUUAAGUUACCAGAUGUUAGUGUCACUUAUGCCUCAUCUAGGUUUUCAGAUUCAGGUGUAGAAAGUGAACCUAGCUCUUUUGCAACACACUCCAACCCUGAUGUAUUUUUUGAAACCAUUCAAGGGCAAAGUGCUUACAAUAGUGAAAAACUAUUUCCUCAGCUUUUACUAAAACCAGAUUACAUAAAAAAUGCAAUAGAAAGCUAUUGUACUGAGAGUACUAGUGCACUGAGCGAAAUACAGUCAUCCCUGACAUCCAUAAAUUCUCUACCGUCAGAUGAUGAUGAGCUUUCACCUGAUGAAAAUUCAAAGAUAUCGAUUGUACCUGAAUGCCAACUAAGUGACAGCAAAACUAUAUUAGAUCUGGGAACAAUUGAUUUGCCAAAAUGUGAUGACAAUAAAAAAUCAAAUAUCAUUUUACAGCAACAGUGUGUUGUAUUUUCAGGGUAUUCAGACAAUGAAACUGUCUCUCUACAUUCCUCACUUUCAAACUUAAAAGAUUCUUUACAGUUGGUUGCUUCAGAAGAAGAUAUAUCUACUGAGAUGAAAAGUUACAGCUCACGUGCAAACUUUGACACAGUUUUUAAGGACUCUCAAAGCCUUGAUAGGCAACAGAACACUACAGAAGGAGCAACUGAAUUACAUUCAGAAGUUAUUUAUCUGGGAGAACCAUGUGUUGUUUCAGGUUCAGUAUCUAGUAAUGCUAAGUGUAAUGUAGAGAAAACAAAUGAGGGACAACAUAACAAACCUCUAGAAUUAAGGCAAACAAUUGAGGAACUGCCAACAGUUGAAAGUGAGACUCACCCAGAUGCAAAUCAUCUCUCAUCAACCAGUAGUAUCGAUAUUGUGAAACAAGGUCUUGUAGAAAACUACUUUGGCUCUAGAAGCAGUACAGAUAUUUCUGAUAUUUGCCCUACUGACAACAGCAAUCCUGAUAGUCCUCAAAAGGAAACAUCUGAAAAACAAACAGUUGGCUCUUCACAACAGGAGGAUGAUGAGGAGGAGGAGGAGGAGCAGGAUCAAGAAAUGGUUGAAAAUGGGUAUUAUGAGGAAACGGAUGAUAGUAAUAUUUUAGAUGGAGAUACAAAUGCUGACUUUGAGCAGAAUCAUGGUCUAAUGGAAGAAAAAACUUUGAGAUCUGAAAGGAUUGACAGCGAACAUCUAAGGGAUGGAAUGAAUAUGGCUCCUAUCUGUACUCCUGGUUGUUUGUCUUUUCCCUCUGUGCUGAGAGACUCUCCUUGCAGUGUUAUAUGUUCUUCAAAAAGCAAAUCUGAUGCAAUAACAAAACAGCCAGGCAGCACAUCCUGCAGCUCAGCUUCAUCUGUUUCCUGGUAUGAAAGCUCCCCCAAACCUCAAAUGCUAGCUUUUCUCCAGGCUAAAGAGGAAUUAAAGCAACUUAAACUCCCUGGAUUUAUGUAUAGUGAUGUUCUCAGACUGGCUUCAUCAGCACCUUAUUUCAGCACAGAAGAGGAUGAAGGUUCAGAAGAUGGAAUACAUCUUGUAGUCUGUGUUCAUGGCCUAGAUGGUAAUAGUGCAGAUCUAAGAUUAGUGAAGACUUACAUUGAGCUUGGACUACCUGGAGGACGAAUAGAUUUUCUUAUGUCUGAGAGGAACCAGAAUGAUACCUUUGCUGAUUUUGACUCCAUGACUGAUCGCCUUUUAGAUGAAAUAAUACAAUAUAUUCAAAUUUACAACCUAACAAUUUCAAAAAUCAGUUUUAUUGGACAUUCGCUGGGCAAUUUAAUAAUCCGUUCAGUACUCACAAGACCUCGAUUUAAAUAUUACCUCAACAAACUUCACACCUUCCUGUCUCUCUCUGGACCACAUCUUGGUACCCUCUACAACAGCAGUGCUCUUGUUAAUACAGGUCUCUGGUUUAUGCAGAAGUGGAAAAAGUCGGGUUCUUUAUUACAAUUGACAUGUCGAGAUCAUUCAGACCCGCGGCAAACCUUCUUGUACAAACUUAGUAAAAAAGCAGGUCUUCAUUACUUCAAAAACAUAGUGCUAGUCGGAUCCCUGCAGGAUCGUUAUGUUCCUUAUCACUCUGCUCGCAUAGAGAUGUGCAAAACAGCUUUGAAAGAUAAACAAUCAGGACCAAUUUAUGCAGAAAUGAUCCAGAACCUGCUUCUGCCAGUUCUUCAAAACAAGGAAUGUAAUUUGGUCCGUUACAAUGUCAUCAAUGCAUUGCCCAAUACAGCCGAUUCUCUCAUAGGGAGAGCUGCACACAUUGCUGUUCUUGAUUCAGAAAUAUUUUUAGAAAAGUUCUUUCUGGUUGCUGCCCUAAAAUAUUUCCAGUAGAAGAAAAGCAUUGUAAGAGACUUGACUAUUACCUCAUUAACAGAUGAAUCAAAUAAUGUGUGGUAUUGAAGUAUAGCUGCAGCUGUAUUUUAAGAGAUAUUUAUACUUUUGUAUGGAAGAUAAUUUAUAUCAUCCAUGUUUAGAGCUUUUUUAACAUCAAUUUUACUUUCUAGGUAAUGUGGCUGUGCAAUAUUUUUUUAUUUGAUUCUUUUUACCUUUCUAUUACUUUUUCUUAAUUUUUGGGUACCUAAUUGAAUGGAGAUUAAAUUACAGUAUGUACAUUUGGUUGGUUUAUUAUUGGUUCUUAGACUACAAAAGUCAAUGCUAUAUGGCUACGUUUGAAUAGAGGCAUGGAUGCCAAAAUAAAUUGGAAUUUAAAAAUUCUAAUAAAGUAUUAUGCAUCUGAUUGUUAUAUUUUAGCAUUGUAGAAAGUCUAACUGGAAAAAACAAUUAGCUGCUAAAAUAUCAUACAUUGAAAACAGCUGUAUCUGAAAUCCUGGUAAAGACCAUUAUUUUAAUGAGCAAACUGAGUCGUCUGUUCAGAUAUCACUACAGCCUAAUAAUUUUCUUUAAAAUCAUCAUCAUUAUUAAACAUGUUAUGCCUGUGGAAAUACAUUUUCUACUGAUGAUCUCAAAAACAUGUUGGUUUACAUAUUCACUUAUAUUACUGGAACUUUAGUGUUCAGAAGUAAGCGGCAAUUAGGGAUUUUUGAAUGUUUAACUAAACGACAGCUGCCUUCUAAUAAUUGGGGUUUUGCAAAUUAAAUAAAAUUGCUCUUACUCUGUCAGUUCAGUUCUUCAAAUGAACCUUUUACAUGGACUUCCUUGUAUGUACGUAAAAUAAGUAAAUGUAAUAAAUUUCUGCAAUACUUUUAUGAAUUUAGAUAAUUUUUGAAUAUUCUUAAAAUGUUUUGUUGAUUACAAAGUAUUGUAAAUAUAAAUCAAGGUAUCUUGAAAUGGAACAAAAUUAUAAACUUUACAUGUUUAGUGAUGCAGAUAAAAUGUUUUUGAUAUACAGGAAUGUUAAAGGUCUGUUGACUUUUUACUGGUGCUGAAUAGCAUUGAGUUCAAUUCCUCCUCCCUACCCCUUUAUCUGUUUAAAACAGUAAUGCACUAAAUGUGGAAAGGAGGUAAUAUGUGCAUUCACUAAUUGUAAUGAACAGAAUUUUUUGAAAAAUAUAAAUUGGUUGUAUAACUAAUGCAUGUUUAUUUUUAGCAUUGUGUUAUUGCAUCUGGUGUUAAUAAAAUGAACAAAUGACUCUACUA
Molecule: messenger RNA, 6267 nt
Organism: Trachemys scripta elegans
Lineage: Eukaryota; Metazoa; Chordata; Testudines; Emydidae
Gene: FAM135A
Product: family with sequence similarity 135 member A
Exons: 19
Coding region: 427-5001 (1524 amino acids)
Source: RefSeq, a predicted model, not a curated record